GAGGGCGGAAGUGAGAGGAGGGGGAAGUGGUGAGAAGGAGGAAGGAAAAAGAGGAUUAAUAAACCCUGAAAGAAGUCAUUUUCCCUCUGUCAAGUUGAAGUCCGGACCGCUGUGGAGGGAGGAGGGCUCCUGUGGUGUUCCAGGGGGGAAUGGACACCCACGUCAAGGAGGGACAGCUUUAUUUGCAGCAUCAGAAGUUUGGGAAGAAAUGGAAGAAGAACUGGUUCGUCCUCUACCCCGCCAGCCAGAACGGCAUCGCGCGCCUCGAGUUCUUCGACUCGCCGUCGGGCGGAGGCGGCGGUUCGGGCGGCGGCUCCGGAGGCGGGGCCAACGAGAAGACCAGGAAGCUGGACAAGAAGAUCAUCCGCCUGUCCGAGUGCAUCUCCAUCCUGCCCGCUCUCAUGGAGAGCUGCCCCAAAGACAACAUGGCGGCGUUUUGCGUGGAGACCAACGACAAGACGCACGUGUUCGCCGCAGAAAAGCAGGCCGCCAAGGAGUGGAUGGACACCAUGUGUGACAUUGCCUUUCAGGGAGGAGGCGGCAGCGCCGCGGACUCUAACGGCGGACCUCAGGACCUGCAGAUGUCUGAAAACCUCAUCUACUAUUCCAGAGAGGAGGUGAACGAGUUCUGGGUGAGCGUUCAGCGCACAGAGGCUUCAGACCGCUGCGGACUCGCAGGAAACUACUGGCUGAAAGCCGAACGAGACGUGUUGAUCUUAAGGGAGCCAAAGACGAAGAGGAACGUCCUGGUGUGGCCCUACAAGCUGCUGAGGAGAUACGGGAGAGACCGGAUGAUGUUUUCCUUCGAGGCGGGCCGGCGCUGCGACUCGGGCCCCGGGAACUUCACCUUCGAGACCAAGCAAGGCAACGAGAUCUUCUCGCUGGUGGACCAGGCCAUCCAGUCGCAGAAGGCCCUGGCCGAGGAGCAGCACGUCAGCAGCCCCAUGAGCCUGGACCCGGACUGCCCCACGCUGCAGCAGCACCGGACGGCCGGGGCCCCGGCGGCGGGCAGCGGCGGGGACAGCAGCAGCUGCAGCAGCCGGGAGGCGGACGGCGACUCGGGAGGAAGCAAACCGGGCUCGGCCGACGGCGUGCUGGGAAGGAGGGAGGGCGGGGACGGCGGGAAGGGACAAAUCGGCGGAACGGGACACAAGGGGAGGAGUUUACCGGAGCCUCCGGCGAUGCUGGGGGUAAUGGGGACGAACAGGAAGGGCUUGCCCAACGCCGACGAGCACAUAGGUCUUUAUUCGGAGCCGGCCGAUUCGGUCCGCCUCCCUCUGCACGGCGCCGACGGCCUCUACUCCGAUCCGGUGGACACUCUGAAGAGUCAGAACCAGACCAACAGCGCUCCGGUGCCGACGCCGCGCCUGCGGCCGGCGGGGGACGACGCCUCGGGAGACCACCUCCACGUCGCCGGCAACCACAGGAAGCCGCCCGACCUGUACUCGCACGUGUACGACCAGAUCAGCCUGGAGCUGAGCCAGAAGACGAGCGCGCUGGGUCUGAACGGGGCGGCGGCCGGAGGCGGCCGGGGCGCCAAGAGGAACAGGAAGCCCCCGGGAGGCCGGGCGGAGGGCGCCCCGUCGCCGCCCGCCCUCUUACAGGAGCACAUUUACGACGAGCCGGAGGGCUGCGCCAAAGGGAGCGCCGCCGCGCCGCCCGGCUUGGGCAUGAGCAUUUACGACGAGGCGCGCCCGGAGCCCCACGGCGGAGCCGAGGACGGCUACAGCACGCCGUCCCAGAGGCACUCGCCUCCGCAGCUGGGGAGGGGCCGCGGCAUUCCGCAGCCGCCGGCGCCCAGGUGGCCCAAGCCCGUGGCCACCACCAGGGCGGGCAGGGGCAUCUUCACCCGGAAGGAGCCGGUGCCCCUCCCCCCCGGCAAGCACGGCGGCUCCAACAACAACCUGAACAAUAACAACAACGGCUGGGGCGGCGGCGGCGCCAAGGAUCUGUACAGCAAGGUGUCCAAAGAGAAGCGGUCGCCUCCGAAUCUGGCCCUGAGGUCGCCCGAUAUCAUUUAUGACAAUUUAGGAGACAUUUGACGUUGCGCUUUGUUUAUUUGGAUCAAUUCCCAAAAUCACAGACACGAGGUGAAGAGAAUCGACGGCGGACGAUUCGACAGGAAAUCUCUUGUUGCGAUUUUUUUUUUUUUUUCCAUCUAAAGUGGAUUUGCUCACAAUUUACGGCUGUUUUAAAAGAUGGAGUGCUACUACAGUCGGGCCACCCUGUGUGUGUGAGAGAGAGACAGAGAGAGAGAGAGAGAGAGAGAGUGUGUGUGUGUUUGUAUGGACAAUCCCAUAAUUGGCAUCUCAAGCCACAGUGUGGUUGGAGCCAGCCACUUCAUUUGAACACACACACACACACGCAGAGAGGCAUGGAUUUGCCAACAGGACUCGGCCUCCAGACGAUACUUUUAACAAGCUGAGAGAGCGACGUGCGACUUGGCCGCUGCGCUCACGAAGUGACAGGGAAACAUGUCUCUUUCUUUUGUUUUUUUUUUUUUUUUUUUUUGCACUGCUGCUUUUCUGUUUCUAUGAAAUCCGAGGCAAUGUGACGGCCAGGAGUCACUGUUUGACAGGUCUGGACUUUUUCUCUUCCUGUAUUUGUGUUUUCUGGAUUGGAAUUCACACAUAGAAGAGACGUGGCUGCGUUUGAGGAGCAGCUGCAUGAAAAAAAGUUAAAACUACCACUGGUUUUGGAAGAAAGACGGAAAAGUGGAAGUUUAAGACCCCAUUUAGGUCUUGGAAAUGGACAAACUGCUCAAAAAGGGUUUGGUAGUCCUGUUUUGAACAGUAAAAGGCUAAUUCCAGCUCAAGAUUAUAUUUUUUGACUCCUGUUUUUAUGUAUAGACGAACUAAAGAAGAAACUAAUCAGUCCCCAGCAAUGUGUCAGUGUGUGUGUGAUAGAAACAGCUGUGCUGUCUGUGAAUAUAUAACUAAUAAUAAACCGUAUUUGAAGACCCUUUAAACUGUCGUCCACAGUGAGU
Messenger RNA from Salarias fasciatus (jewelled blenny), 2986 nucleotides. RefSeq names its product docking protein 1-like. NCBI's taxonomy places the organism in Eukaryota, Metazoa, Chordata, Actinopteri, Blenniiformes, Blenniidae. Gene Ontology annotation, biological process: Ras protein signal transduction; positive regulation of MAPK cascade; cell surface receptor protein tyrosine kinase signaling pathway. The coding region runs from base 150 to 2042 and encodes 630 amino acids. The record is from RefSeq and is a predicted model, not a curated record. The transcript is spliced from 5 exons. Gene Ontology annotation, cellular component: cytoplasm.